GCAACAUCAUACUAUUACUACUUGAAAUUCAUAUUAGACAAUAAAGUAUAUUUCUUCUUUUAUCGAAUGGUUUAACAAGGGUUUACUUUAAUUUUUGAACCCGAGACACAUGAGUGUGUGUCUCUUUUAAAUUUUUUCCAUUUUUUUGCAAGUCCGUAAUAUAAAUUCUCCAGGUUUUUUAAAUCUUUUUGGGCUGUUUUUUUAGUUAUUCCCUUCUUUCUAUUACAUAUACUUUUUUUUAUAUAUAUAAAACCAUCAUGGAUACAGAGAAUAGUGUAGCACUUGCAAGACUGCGUAACAAACCUGAACAACCUCGUAUUGACUUUACUAUAUAUGAACAAGAAGAUGGCACCAAAGUAAGCACGAGAGAUCGUGUCAUCAAGGAUGUUCCUGCACCUGCUACGUCUUUACCUACGGACGAUGAAUUUUGGAGCAAAGAGCGACCUGGGUUACCGGAUAUCAAAUUUUUAAAGGACCAUUUUUAUAGAGAGGGAAGAUUAACAGAGGAACAGGCAAUAUAUAUUCUCGAAAAGGGAACAGAGAUUUUCAAGACAGAGCCUAAUCUUUUGGAAGUGGGUGCACCCAUCACCGUGUGUGGUGAUAUUCACGGUCAGUACUAUGAUUUGAUGAAAUUAUUCGAAGUCGGUGGUGAUCCUGCCAACACUACCUAUCUUUUCCUCGGUGACUAUGUUGACAGAGGCUAUUUUUCCAUUGAGUGUGUAUUGUAUUUAUGGUCACUGAAAAUGUGGUAUCCCAAUAGUUUCUUUUUACUUCGAGGUAAUCAUGAGUGCAGGCACUUGACUGAUUACUUUACAUUCAAGAUUGAGUGUCGUCAUAAAUAUACCGAAAGUGUAUAUGAGGCCUGUAUGACCUCAUUCUGUUCUUUACCCUUGGCUGCCGUCAUGAACAGACAAUUCUUGUGUAUUCAUGGUGGUCUCUCUCCCGAACUCGUCACACUGGAUGACUUGAAAAAGAUUGAUCGUUUCCGUGAGCCACCUACGCACGGUUUGAUGUGUGAUUUGCUUUGGUCUGAUCCACUCGAAGAGUUUGGACAGGAAAAGAAUAACGAUACAUUUAUUCACAAUCAUGUUCGAGGAUGUUCCUACUUUUUCAGUUAUCACGCAGCCUGUCAAUUCUUGGAACGUAAUAAUUUAUUGUCCAUCAUUCGUGCGCAUGAAGCACAAGAUGCGGGUUAUCGUAUGUAUCGUAAGAGCAAGACUACCUCGUUCCCUUCAGUCAUGACCAUCUUUUCUGCUCCCAAUUAUCUCGAUCUCUAUAACAACAAAGCCGCUGUGCUGAAAUACGAGAAUAACGUGAUGAAUAUUCGUCAGUUCAAUUGCACACCUCAUCCUUACUGGUUGCCUAAUUUCAUGGAUGUCUUUUCCUGGAGUUUGCCAUUUGUUGGCGAGAAGACUAUGGAUAUGUUGAUUGCCGUUUUGAACGUGUGCAGCAAAGAAGAAUUAGCAGAAGACGAUAAAAAGUUGUUGGAGGAUAAGUCGGGUGCAUCUGCGGAUGAGGUUGAACAGCGCAAGAUUGUGAUCCGUAAUAAAAUCAUGGCUGUGGGCAAAAUCUCUCGCGUCUUUUCCGUAUUACGUGAGAAUUCGGAACGUGUCACGGAGCUCAAGUCAUUGUCUCCCACAGGUAAGUUACCUUUGGGCACAUUGGCCUUGGGUGUCGAAGGCUUGAAAUCAGCCAUUACGACGUUUGAAGAUGCUAAACGCUCCGAUUUGGAGAAUGAACGUUUACCUCCUACACGUCAGGUCAAGGAACAACUUUUAAAAGAAGAAACUGAUAGCAAGAUUCGAUCUGCUGUGGAAGAAGAAGAUGAAGACAUGGAAGAAAUGGUGGAAGCCAUGCUUGACUAAAAAAAAAAAAACAAAUUAAAAAAAAAAAUCCCUCCGAAUACCAAGCUUUUUUUUUUCGUUGUUGUUAGUAACACCAAAAACGUUUAAAAGGGAAAACAAUAAACAUUACCUCACUUUUUGGGAUUUCAAUAUAAA
Molecule: messenger RNA, 2000 nt
Organism: Mucor mucedo
Lineage: Eukaryota; Fungi; Mucoromycota; Mucoromycetes; Mucorales; Mucoraceae
Product: serine/threonine-protein phosphatase 2B catalytic subunit A1
Exons: 7
Coding region: 258-1865 (535 amino acids)
Biological process (GO): fungal-type cell wall organization; calcineurin-mediated signaling
Cellular component (GO): cytoplasm; calcineurin complex
Molecular function (GO): calmodulin-dependent protein phosphatase activity; calmodulin binding
Source: RefSeq, a predicted model, not a curated record